AUGGCUUCCCUCGUACAAAAUAUUAUCGACAAGAUCCAGGGCAAGGGCGAGGAAACCCCCCGCGAACCCUCCGCCGAAGAGCUGCAACAGCUUCGACAAAAGUACGAAACUGCCAACCAAGGGCAUGUUUUCAAAUUCUACGAUGAACUCAAAUCUGCCGAGAAGGCUCAACUCUUCCAACAACUUUCCACUUUUAACCCCAAUCGCAUCAAUGAGCUUGCCGAAAUCGCUCUUCAUCCUCUCAAGACCUCCGACGAACCUGCUAAACUCGAACCCUUGCCCACAUCCGCCACAGCUUCGAUGCUAGAUUCAGAUCAGAAGGAUUUGGAGAAAUAUUAUAAUGAGGGCUUGAGAUUGGUUUCGGAAAACAAGGUUGCUGUGGUGCUCAUGGCUGGUGGACAGGGUACCCGUCUCGGUAGCUCUGCUCCCAAGGGAUGCUUUGAUAUCGGUCUUCCAAGCCACAAAUCCCUGUUCCAGCUCCAAGCAGAACGUAUUGCCAAGAUUCAGAGUCUGGCUGAGAAGACACAUAACAAGAAGGCUGUUGUGCCGUGGUAUGUCAUGACCAGUGGUCCGACGAAUAAGCCUACUGAGGAAUUCUUCCAACAACACAAUUACUUUGGCUUGGACAAGGCCAAUGUCAAAUUCUUCCAGCAGGGUGUCUUGCCCUGCAUCUCAAAUGACGGAAAGAUUCUGUUAGAGAGCAAAGCCAAGGUGGCUGUUGCACCGGACGGUAACGGUGGUAUUUACCAAGCACUUAUCACAUCUGGUGUGCGAGAGGAUAUGCGAAGGAGAGGCGUUGAGCACGUUCAUACCUAUUGUGUCGAUAACUGCCUCGCCAAGGUCGCCGACCCUGUGUUUAUUGGCUUUGCAGCCACCAAGGACGUUGAUAUCGCCACCAAGGUGGUCCGGAAACGCAAUGCCACCGAGUCCGUGGGUUUGAUUCUGCAGAAGAACGGCAAGCCUGACGUCGUGGAAUACUCAGAGAUCGACAAGGAAACGGCUGAAGCCAAGGACCCAGAACACCCUGAGAUGCUUAAGUUCCGUGCUGCCAACAUUGUCAACCACUACUACUCCUUCCGAUUCCUAGAAACAAUUGAAUCUUGGGCUCACAAGCUUCCCCACCACGUUGCGCGCAAGAAGAUCCCUUGCGUCGACAUGGAGAGCGGAGACUCGCUGAAGCCCGAGAAGCCUAACGGCAUCAAAUUGGAACAAUUCGUCUUUGAUGUGUUCCCCUUGACUCCACUUGAGAAGUUCGCCUGCAUUGAAGUCCGCCGAGAAGACGAAUUCUCGCCUCUCAAGAAUGCCCGAGGCACGGGACAAGAUGACCCUGAUACCAGCAAGCAGGAUAUCAUGCUUCAAGGCAAGCGUUGGGUUGAACAGGCCGGAGCCGUUGUUGUCACUGAGAGCGACAAUGCCGGCGUCGAGGUGUCUCCUCUUAUUAGCUACAGCGGCGAAGGAUUAGCUUUUGUAAAAUCGAAAGAGAUCCGAGCACCAGCAGUGAUCGAAAAGGAGGGCGAUGCAUAA
This is a messenger RNA of Talaromyces marneffei, 1524 nucleotides long. RefSeq lists its product as uncharacterized. The coding region runs from base 1 to 1524 and encodes 507 amino acids. Gene Ontology annotation, molecular function: UDP-N-acetylglucosamine diphosphorylase activity. The transcript is spliced from 3 exons. Lineage: Eukaryota; Fungi; Ascomycota; Eurotiomycetes; Eurotiales; Trichocomaceae. The record is from RefSeq and is a predicted model, not a curated record. Gene Ontology annotation, biological process: UDP-N-acetylglucosamine biosynthetic process.